This is a messenger RNA of Episyrphus balteatus (marmalade hoverfly), 1786 nucleotides long. Its product is annotated as nose resistant to fluoxetine protein 6-like. The record is from RefSeq and is a predicted model, not a curated record. The transcript has 9 exons. Lineage: Eukaryota; Metazoa; Arthropoda; Insecta; Diptera; Syrphidae. Bases 138 to 1763 code for a protein of 541 amino acids. Gene Ontology annotation, molecular function: acyltransferase activity, transferring groups other than amino-acyl groups.
AUGCCUGGGGACACAUACCAUCUGGAAUACUUUACAAAAACACCUACGAUGCCGGGAACUUUGAUCAGUGCGUCACUACAUCGGUGACCUUAAAUGAACUAUCCUACGCUGUUAAGGGCCAAUUUUGUUUUGCCAAAAUGAAACUUCCAUUAGAUUUGGGAGCUGUUAAUAUUGGAAUAUGUGUUCCUGAUAGUUGUAGUCCAGAAUAUUUAGCUUCAAUUUUUCAAAAAUCUUCAGAUCAAUAUUUGGAAGGAAGUCUUAAGGACAUAUCAGUUGAACAUUGUACGGAUGGAAAAAUUGAACCACUUACUACAAUUAAUAUUGUUGCUAUAACAAUUUUUGGUGUUGCUACAGCAUUGAUGAUUUUGAGCUCGAUUUAUGAAUUUUGUGUGGAUUACUAUAACAAAACACCAAUACCAAUUUUAUUGGCAUUCUCAAUGCUAACAAAUGGCAAAAGACUGUUCGCUAUUAACACUAAACGAUCUCGCAACAGUAUUGAUUGUUUCAAUGGAUUGCGUGUUUUGUCAACUCUUUGGAUUAUGAAUCAUCACAUGUAUGCAAAUAUUUAUGGAACGCCUAUGAUUAAUGAAGUCGAAUCUGGUCAGUUUCAAAAGACUGUCGGGUUUAUGUUUUUCAUAACAGCACCAAUGUCAGUGGAUACGUUCUUUUUUAUUGGUGGUUGUCUAGUAGCUUGGACUGGAUUCAGAGAUUUAGAUAAAUCGAAUGGAAAAAUAAAUGUCUUUAUGAAUAUUGUGCAUCGUUACAUACGACUGACACCAGUCGUAGCUAUUGGACUCCUAUUGCAAUUGGGCAUACAUAGUCUUCUUUUUACGGGACCAUUUAAGUAUAUAGCACAAACCAAAUGCGAUGGAACUAAUUGGUGGCCAAUUUUAUUGUAUAUUCAAAAUUAUUAUUUCCCGACUGUUAGGUGUUAUGAAGAAUCUUGGUAUUUAGCUGUUGAUUUUCAUCUGUAUGCCCUUUCACCAUUAAUUUUGAUUCCCAUGUGGAAAUGGGGAAAAAAAUUUAUACCCGUUGUUUGUGCACUGAUAGCUGCAUCAGUUGCAUGGGUUUUUGCAGUUUUUAUUAUGAGUGAUUUUACGGGUAUGUUUAUAGGAAUAAAUCAAGGUGAAUGGGAAAUGACAUAUGUUCCAACACAUACCAGAUGCGCUCCAUGGUUAAUGGGUUUCGUUUUUGGAUAUUUUAUACAUUAUCAUCGGCAAUCUAAUUUCCGUAUAUCAGGAAUCACCCAAUUGCUUUUAUGGAUUGGUAGCUUAGGAACUUUACUAUCCAUUGUCUUACUACCCUACUUUCCCUCAAUGAUUUAUGGGAGCAGUGUUUUCCAAGCUUCAAUGUAUGAGGGACUCAAACGUGUUGGUUGGGCAACAGCACUAACUUGGAUAUCAUUUUCUUGUUACUAUGGACUUGGCGGUUUUAUUGAUGCAUUUUUGUCACAUCCAUUUUGGCAACCAUUGAGCCGUCUCACUUAUGCAUUGUAUUUAACGCAUAUGGCUAUAGAAAAAUUGCAUUUUGGAUCGGCUCGUACACCAAUAUACUUUACUCCAUAUAAUCAGUUUUUGUAUUUCUGGUCGGCUUUUGGUAUAUCUUUGCUACUUUCAAUUUACAUAACAUUGGCAUUCGAAUCACCAAUUAUGAUUUUGGAAAAGUUUAUAUUUGGCGGAAAUAAACCAGUAGCUAAGAAGGUUACCCUUGAAGAACAACCAACACACACGAUAGCUAUGGAUCAAGUACAAAAAGUUGCAUAGCAAAUGGUUUCGAAUUAUUGCAC